Molecule: messenger RNA, 270 nt
Organism: Phycomyces blakesleeanus NRRL 1555(-)
Lineage: Eukaryota; Fungi; Mucoromycota; Mucoromycetes; Mucorales; Phycomycetaceae
Exons: 1
Coding region: 1-270 (89 amino acids)
Source: RefSeq, a predicted model, not a curated record
AUGGCAAGAAAUCCUGGCCAAUAUUUUUCUGGGGAUCAAUACCUGUUGGGGGAUUUAGCAUAUGCACCGAGUCAUAUCAUUAUAUCUACCUAUAAGAAGCCGCAAAAUGGAUUGAUAUCAGCAGAAAACAAGCAAUUUAACUACAAGCAUGUCAAUGCACAGGUCAAGAUUGAACAUUGCAUUGGUAUUCUAAAAGGGAGGUUCCAAUCCUUGAAAAGCUUAUGGAUCUUGGUGAAAAACAAAUACGAUGUGGCUAAGAUUGGGAUAUAG